Molecule: messenger RNA, 2595 nt
Organism: Erythranthe guttata (spotted monkey flower)
Lineage: Eukaryota; Viridiplantae; Streptophyta; Magnoliopsida; Lamiales; Phrymaceae
Source: RefSeq, a predicted model, not a curated record
AUGUGGCUUGCGAGUGGAAAAUCGAACAACAGCAACGCGGCGAGGAGGAACGGGAGGAACGGUCUUGUUGCGGUAGCCAUUGAUAAGGAUAAAGGAAGCCAAGCUGCACUCAAAUGGGCCACUGAGAAUCUCCUCACCAGGGGCCAAACUGUCAUUCUCAUCCACGUCGUUCAGAGAUCGUCUUUAGAUCUCAAUGGAGCUACGUGUGGCCACAAGCAAGUACACGAAAAGCAAACUAAAGAGCUACUACUCACCUUCCAUUGCUUUUGUAGUAGAAAAGACAUAAAUUGCUUCGAUGUGGUGCUGGAGGACACAGACGUGGCGAAAGCGAUAACGGAAUAUGUCGCACAUGCUGCAAUCGAGAACUUGGUUCUUGGAGCAUCCCGCCAUGGAUUUAUAAGAAGAUUAAAAACGGUAGACAUACCCAUGAGCGUGUCAAAAACAGCACCCGAUUUCUGCACGGUUUAUGUCAUAUCCAAAACAAAGAUAUCUUCUGUGAAGAAUGCUUCUCGCCUAGCGCAAUUCGUGUCCCCUCUUAAAGCUCAAAUACAUCAAAUGGAGCAGGGCAAUGGUAAUGUUUCCCCUCGCGAGACAUUUCACAAGCACACGCCAAGUAUCAGAGGUUCGUCUUUUUUGAUUCUGCUAAAGGAAAGCGUUGAUGACAUUGAUAUAGUCAAGUCACCAUUUUCGAGGGGAAGUAGGUACAAUGGGAAGCCGUAUGGUGAUUUCUCGGAACCUGAUACUGACAUAUCAUUCAUAAGCUCGGAUAGGCCCAGCGUAGAUAAGUUAAGCACAGAUCGAAUUUCUGGUUUACUCUUUGACGGCGUUGAUUCUUGUCGAACAUCACGAGUGUCCACCAGCUCGGAUAGUAGCUAUGGAUCGAUUCGCUCGGGGGCCAGAGGGAGUGAACAAAACAGUUUCACUGAUUUCUCCUCAUCGUCACUCGAAAGUGAUGACGUGGAAGCCGAAAUGAGAAGGCUAAAGCUCGAGCUGCAGAGGACUAUGGAAAUGUACAGCACUGCCUGUAAAGCAGCUCUAACAGCACAACAAAAGGCGGUGGAGCUUCAUCGAUGGCGUAUGGACGAAGAACGGAGACUAGAAGAGGCUCGGCUUUCUGAGGAAUCCGCAAAGCUGACCGCCGAACAGGAAAAAGCCAAGUGCAGAGCAGCCAUGGAGAACGCUGAAGCAGCUCAGCGAAUUGCGGAAAUCGAGUCCCAAAAGAGAGCAAGCGCUGAAAUGAAAGCCCUUCAGGAAUCGGAUGAGAAAGACAAGGCGAUGAGCAUGUCACAGUUGAGAUACAGAAGAUAUUGUAUCGAAGAGAUUGAGGAGGCGACAGAGUAUUUUGCUGAAGCACGAAAAGUUGGAGAAGGUGGCUAUGGACCUGUAUAUAAGUGUUACCUCGAUCAUACACCUGUUGCAGUUAAGGUUUUGCGACCUGAUGCUGCUCAAGGAAGAUCACAGUUUCACAAAGAGGUUGAAGUGCUGAGUUGCAUGAGACACCCCAACAUGGUGCUACUCCUCGGAGCAUGCCCGGAAUACGGUUGUCUAGUUUACGAAUACAUGGCUAAAGGCAGCCUUGAGGACCGUCUCUUCAGGAGAGGAAACACUGGUGCUCUCUCAUGGCCACUUCGGUUCAGAAUUGCAGCAGAGAUUGCCACUGGCCUGCACUUUCUCCACCAGACAAAACCAGAGCCAUUGGUCCACCGUGACCUCAAACCAGGAAACAUCCUACUGGACCAGAACUACGUCAGCAAAAUCAGCGAUGUUGGACUGGCGAGGCUCGUACCUCCUUCUGUUGCCGAUGACGUCACACAGUAUAGGAUGACGUCAGCAGCCGGAACUUUCUGCUACAUAGAUCCUGAGUAUCAACAAACGGGGAUGCUUGGGGUCAAAUCGGACGUUUAUUCGUUCGGUGUGGUGCUGCUACAGAUUAUAACAGCCAAGCAAGCGAUGGGUUUGACUCACCACAUAAGCCGUUCGAUUGAGAAGGGGACAUUCGCAGAGAUGCUAGAUCCUGCUGUACCUGAUUGGCCGGUUGAGGAGGCUUUGGUAUUUGCGAAGCUGGCUCUUCAGUGUGCUGAGCUUAGGCGGAAAGACAGGCCGGAUCUCGGGCGAGUCGUUUUGCCAGAGCUCAAUAGGUUAAGAGACUUUGGUGAUGAAAACAUGAACCAGUUUCUGGUUCCGUCCUCCUGUCCCAGAGCUGCUUCUGCAGAUAAUAUGGCAGCGAAGAGUGACCCUCAUGCAUCAUCCAAACACAGCGAUCUGAAGGACUAUGCUAGUUCAGCAUCUCUGCCAGACAACCUGUCAGGUAUAAUCAAGAACAACCUGCAAAAGACUUAGCAUUGUGUAAUGAAACAUAAAUGGUUGUUAACUUACUAUACUUUCAUCUUUUUAUCUUAUAGAAACUACUGAAUGAACAACAGCAGGAAAGUUCGUUAAAAACAAUCAAUGCACGAGUUUUCAUCGGUUACCAUGGUUUUUUUUCUCUCGUAGUGAUGCUUUUGUAGCUGCACUAGCAAAAGGGAGCUCGGGCGAAAAUCUCUGAAGCUCGUCAGCUGUUUAGUUAUAGAAAGAGUGAAAAGUUCAAAGAAAGGG